This is a messenger RNA of Eriocheir sinensis (Chinese mitten crab), 1045 nucleotides long. RefSeq names its product macrophage migration inhibitory factor homolog. Bases 150 to 512 code for a protein of 120 amino acids. NCBI's taxonomy places the organism in Eukaryota, Metazoa, Arthropoda, Malacostraca, Decapoda, Varunidae. The transcript is spliced from 4 exons. Gene Ontology annotation, molecular function: phenylpyruvate tautomerase activity; cytokine activity. The record is from RefSeq and is a predicted model, not a curated record.
AUGGCUCGGAAACCGGUACAUAUGAGGCUGAGUACGACAAUUUAGCAACAUUCUGAGUACGAUAAUUUGUCAACGCUGGUCCGUCUCUGGCAUUUCAGGACUCCACAACACUUUACUUUCCUUCUCAUUCGAACUUUGAAGUUACCACAAUGCCUGUGCUGGAGGUGUUCACAAAUGUUCCCAAGGAGAAGGUGACUCCAGAGGUCCUGACCGGCCUCAGCAAGCUGCUUAGUGAGAUGCUUGGCAAAUCAGAGCAGUACUGCAUGGUGCGAAUCAUACCAGACCAGCUGAUGAGCUUUGGGGGAACCACUGAACCUUGCGGGGCAGUCCGGCUUGCCUCCAUUGGCAAGCUGGGAGUGGAGGAAAACAAGUCACAUGCCGCCAAGCUCUAUGCUCACCUGGAGCAGACUCUCGGCAUCCCCAGUGACAGGAUGUAUAUAAACUUCCAUGAUCUGGAAACCUCGAACGUUGGGUACAAGGGAACGACUUUCCAUGCAAUACUUGGCCGCUGAAAACUUUAUUUGAAAUUAUCUCCAUUUACCACUGUGAAAUCUAACUAUGUAAUACUCAAACGUUGAUAAACAAAGGCUUCACAAUGAUUUAACUUCAUAUUUAUGCGAACAUGGAUGGUGGACAAUCGGCUGUGGGGGGCGACACUUGUGGAAAUGGAGGCACAUUCUAGGAUUGCACCUUUUUUUGUUGUUGAAAGCCUCAUAUAUCUUGCAACAUUUAAGUCUUCAAAGUAAUAGUGUCUUUGAGUACUGUGAUCUCCACCCAUACUGGUGUCUGGCAAAAGUAUUGGUAUGACUGUGCUGUGAUACAUACUUAAUCUUGCCUCAAACUUUGAAUUUGCUCUCAUUGGGGUGUAUCUAGUCUGCCUAUUCUGUUCAUGUAGAUCGUGUGGGAAAUAUAGCUUCCAAUGAUUAUGUAAUUUUGCAUAACGAUACACCCCGCAGACCCACGGGCCAAAUGCAGAGAUGAGCACAGAGGACACUUGCAGCUAUACUUAGAAGUUUUCCUUAAAAAUACACCAGUUUAAAAAGAA